GAGCACAUGACUUUAUUCUUAUCAAAUGACAGCUCCUAAUUUUGAGGUUAGACUUAAAGUGAUCACACUUUUUUUGUCAAAAAAAUGGAAACAUUUACCAAUGAAGAAUUAACACUGCCGCCCUGUAAAUACGAAUAUUUGGAUCACACUGCAGAUGUCCAAUUACAUGCUUGGGGUGACAGCUUAAAAGAAGCCUAUGAACAGUGUGGCCUUGCUAUGUUUGCUUAUAUGACUGAAAUUAAUACAGUAGAAAUUAAACAGUGUUCAGAAAUUGAAGCGACGGGACACGAUUUAGAUAGUUUACUUUUCCAUUUUUUGGAUGAGCUUUUAUUCUUAUUUAGCUGUGAACCAUUCUUAAUUUGUAGUAAAUUAGUUAUCACAGAGUUUAUAACAGAAGGAGAGGAAUUGAAAAUUAAAUGCAAAUGUUACGGGGAAGAAUUCACAUUAGGAAAACAUCCACAAGGCACAGAAGUAAAAGCCAUCACAUACUCCGCUAUGCAAAUAAUUAAUGACCCGGAAAACAAGAAGUUUGAAGUUUACGUUAUUAUAGACAUUUAAUAAAUAUUUAUUUUCUAAUUUCA
This is a messenger RNA of Tribolium madens (black flour beetle), 581 nucleotides long. RefSeq names its product protein archease-like. The coding region runs from base 85 to 558 and encodes 157 amino acids. Gene Ontology annotation, cellular component: tRNA-splicing ligase complex. The transcript is spliced from 3 exons. NCBI's taxonomy places the organism in Eukaryota, Metazoa, Arthropoda, Insecta, Coleoptera, Tenebrionidae. The record is from RefSeq and is a predicted model, not a curated record. Gene Ontology annotation, biological process: tRNA splicing, via endonucleolytic cleavage and ligation.